Messenger RNA from Pecten maximus, 2862 nucleotides. Its product is annotated as flocculation protein FLO11-like. NCBI's taxonomy places the organism in Eukaryota, Metazoa, Mollusca, Bivalvia, Pectinida, Pectinidae. The record is from RefSeq and is a predicted model, not a curated record. The transcript is spliced from 4 exons. Bases 1 to 1869 code for a protein of 622 amino acids.
AUGGACAUCCAGUCUGCCUCGCUGCCAGCAACCUUCCACAUACCUCGUACCAACAGUAUUCCAAUCCCACCAAAAUCCUAUUCCUUUGAGGAUAAAACUGAGCCCUAUAUGUUGCCAAGUAAAAAUAGUCUAGACAUGCAUUGCGAUAUAUCCGACUCGGAUAGUACAGACUCUGACGAGAACCCUGUGGAUACUUUCCAAGAUUUGGGAGUGGCAUUGAAGAGAUAUGAGUUUAAUUUCUGUGCUUUAGAUAAAAGUUUUCUCAAACUUGAUUCUGUUAUUGUGGACCAGGCGUUCCAAAUGACAAGCGGAACAGGAAGGGCGUCCCGAUACGAGGGAUACCACCUAGGGCCUGACAUUCCCUGGAAACCUUACCAUAACCAAGUGCAGGACUACAAACCACACAUUUAUAGUAACACAGUGCGGUCCUAUGACAGAGUACACGAGUAUAAUCACGUACACGAAUAUAAUCACGUGCACGAACACACGUACAGAGAGUACAAGUCAUCAUACAAACCGGAGUACCGGGAGUACAGGUUGAACAUUAAAAAGAAAGAACCGAAACCUGCACCUCCUCCCCCACCUCCUAAAGUCGUUCGAAAAACCGUGAAGAAGAGAUAUGGGGAUUUACACUUGUGCUACGCUCUGCCAAUGGGUCCGGAUAUACGUGUCAAGGAACAUAGCUAUAUAGAGUACCAGAAAAGUGAGUAUCAGCCAACUUACAGCGAGUACAACUCGAGUACUGAACAAUAUAUCAACAAAAAAUGGGCUCAAUAUAGUGGCAGUGUAGGCUAUAUUCUCACACCGUACAACCACUACCCAUUCAGAUGGGGAAACCACGACAAGCAUUAUCACUUGGACGAAAAUGGCAAUGACAUCACAAAAGAAUCGACACAAACAAGUCUAUCAAAAGUUAAUCCCGUUGUCUAUGUGGAAGAACCAGUCGAGGAAAACGAGCCGGAUGCUAUUGAAGAGGAAGAACCCGUGGAGGCGGAAACAGGGCUUUAUAGGGACCCUAGUAUUGAGAACACACCAUUUGUAGAACAGGAAAAUGACUUUUAUGCAGCGCCACUAGUGGUUACUGAUCAGGUUGUUACGCCUUUACCUAAUAACGAUCCUUCUGAGAAUGUUAAAGAACUAUCUCAUGAGGAAGAGCCAGAACAACCUGACUGGGAUGAGGAAGAUAAUACUGCCCCCGCGCCUAUUGUGGCAGCGGCGGCAGCGACAGCCACUGGUGGCAAUACUGCAGCUAAGGAAGCGGAAUAUCUCCCGGAGGAUCAAGCACACGAAUCAAUAAAGGAAACUGCAGAUCCAGUACCGGAACCUGUUGACAAUGAACCUUCUGUGGCGCCGGUAGUCGUCGCCGCUGCCGCAUCAUCGGCUAAUGAUGAUGUGGUACCAACACAAGAGAAAGCCAUCGAAGAACAAGUCGAGGAAUCAGGGAAAUGGUCUUCUCUCACAACACACGGCGCUGAAGGAGACGCCGAUGGUAAUUUGACCCCGGUAGAAGCGGUUGUAGCAGGAGCAGUUGUAGGCGGUGCAGUGGCAAGUCAGCAAGACCCAGUUCAAACGGACUUACCUAACGCCGAGACUGUGGAUCCUGCUCCAGCAAAUGAGGCUCCAACGAUCGAAAGUUCAGCGCCAGAGGCCGAAACUGCUGCUACUCAUGCAGAGCCUGCGCCCGUGGUCGCCGCCGCAGCUGUGGUAGCAGAAUCUGCACCAUCCGACGCCCAAGCUACAGAGCCGACCAACACGGGCAGCAGAUUACCACCAGAGGUAUUGGCAAACAUAGAGGCAUACAAUGAUGCGCAUGCUUCAGAGAUAUCAACAGUCGGAACAGUGAAGAGGACUUUGAAUAUGAUGCUCUGAAAUGGUCACCUGCUAUCACAUCUCACAAACCGAACACAUACUCUAAAAUGUACAUCGUAAACAGCUAUAUGUAUUUCGUGUACUGCAUAUGGCAUUCAUAUUGCUAAUAAACCGAAUUUUAAAGCACUCCAACUCCUGUGGUUUAAAUAACUCGCCAAAAAUCACUAGGACAUUGUACCGACACCAUUCCCUUUUAUGCCACGAACAUUGUGUACUUACUUCUGUUUUAGAGACUCCCUAACAGAGUAAGUGGGAAACUAGAGUCUAUAUAUAAUUAAAAUCAGUUGGGGCAGAAUUAGAACAGAACUUUUCAUCCUUUCGUCUUGUAGUUAUCAUAAGAUGAAAGCACAAUUACUGACAGUUUGCUAUAAUUGAUAAGAGUGUGUAUUACGUCACGGUGCGGAGGUACUGUAUACCUGGUAAUUUUCGCCCCCGUUUAAUUUUCGCCAUUUUCGCCCUUUGAUGAUAGGGCGAAUUUAAGUAUUGGCAAGGUUUAUUUGAAAAAUGAGCAAUGCGGUCGCAAAGGAAACCACUAGAUUAUGAACCCAUAUCUAGCGAAGACCUGUCGCUGUCCAAAUGCCAACAGAAUAUCACUAACUUAGUUAUUCUCUCCGAGUAUAUUGUCUUUGACACGUAUUUGUUAUUUUUUGAUGUUGUCAAUGUUAUGUAAAUUUAUGUAUUGUGUAUGUGUAGUAUACUGAUGAGUUGGGAGACUCAAAGUUAAUAAAGAACUUGAACGUGUCCACUCGUACACUCGGCUGUCAAACAAUCGCUAGACCAUCUAAAGAGUGUAGCGAAGGGAAGUAACUCUGAUGGACCAGACCGAUAUAUUGUAUGGCGUUCAUGUCGCGUGGGGGAAACUGAACGCUUCUUUCCCCCAGUUGAGUUGAGAGAGAAACCACGUGGAUCCAUGUCUGUUACUUGAACUUGAUGUUAAUGUAUGGAGAGAGUGAUUAAUCUUCAUAAAAUAAAGGUUUUAUUUGAUGGUUCAAA